GUUUGGCCUUCAUCAUCGCCACAGCCAACAAGGAGUUCACACUCACAGCCGGGAAAUUUGUUCCGGUGUCCAACUCCACCAUGAUGAAUCUGGCGUUUACAUGAUUUUGAGCGCCUGCUUCGUCUCACGGAAUCCUUCACAUGGGAAGACCAGCCGACCAGAGAUCCUCACACCGGACACCGUACACUAGCGGGGUGGAUACCGCACCUUCAGGAAGUUUUGAAAUGUGUCUACGCAAUCUCCCUUUUCUCUCAUCUGUUACAAUCAGGAGUACGGAUGUAUGCAUCCCAUGAAUUGAUGUACAGAGCGCAGUACCCCUUUGACACUGUCAGCAGUCCGGGAUACGAACUCGUAACCAUCAUGCAGAUAUUUGCAGCAAACUUCAUCUUGAGCGCUUUCCUCGGCUUCCAAUUUCUAUAUGCUACGCUGAUUAUGGUCGCGUGCAGUCAGCUGCAGAAGCUUAGAACGAACCUCUUGGACAUAAAACAAGAACUGGUUCCAUCAGGAGCUGACUCUGGCAGUGACGGGGGAGAAGAGCCAGUUUCCCGCUCCGAGGACGUAUUCUGCCGCAUGCAAAUGCAACUGAACGAGUGCGUUCGGCACCAUCAAGCCAUACUGCAGUACAUGCGAACUCUGGAAGACACACUGAACUUCCCGUUUUGUGGUCUGUUCCUGAUGCUGCUUGCUUCACUCUGCUUUUUUUCCCUCUCUGCUGUCGCGAUGAUGAACGAGUCCGUCUCCCUCUUCAUGUUCCUACUCACCAUGAAGGACAAGAGUGAAGAAACUGUCACGGAGUAGCCUACUCACCAUGAAGACCAAGAGUGAAGAAACUGUCACGGAGUAGCCUACUCACCACGAAGAUCAAGAAUGAAGAACUGUUACGGAGUAGCCUACUCACCACGAAGGACAAGAAUGAAGAAACUGUCACGGAGUAGCCUACUCAGCAACAGAAACUGGAAACUGUGUCUGCUCGACACUGCAAUAUUUAUUGUGUUUUGUCCCCUAAUACUGAUCUACAGAUUCAACAGUUUCCAUAACGAAUUGCACAAUGUUUCAAGAAAACUAUUUUUGACAAAAUACGAAAUGCGGUCCCUCACUGUAUGUGAUUACUCGGUUUGCAGGUCAUAAAAAAUUUAGCAUCAGAUUGUAAAACUGAUUUAUGUCAAACUUCACUUAAUGGAAAGAAGAAAAAUAUGCAACAAAUGUGUUUCACAAAUUACACUCUCAGCAAGCAGGAAACUACAUUAUUAAGUGCUCUACACUACCAACAAAGAAUGGCACUUACUUCUCACAAUAUAGAAAACACAAGACAACUUGAUAUUCUCAGCUUUAGAGAACGACAUUUACUGCAAUACUAGUGUAAUAUAUCUGUUAUAACUUUGCAAGAACACAGCAUCAAGCAUAUAUAUCGACAUAGCCAUUUUCUUCCUUUCGUUUUAUUGCUAGUGGGGUGGGACUCAGUCCCUUGUACUGCGGCCACUUCUGGCCUAUUGUACCAGC
Molecule: messenger RNA, 1500 nt
Organism: Cryptotermes secundus
Lineage: Eukaryota; Metazoa; Arthropoda; Insecta; Blattodea; Kalotermitidae
Product: odorant receptor 85b
Exons: 5
Coding region: 277-798 (173 amino acids)
Biological process (GO): detection of chemical stimulus involved in sensory perception of smell; sensory perception of smell
Cellular component (GO): plasma membrane
Molecular function (GO): olfactory receptor activity; odorant binding
Source: RefSeq, a predicted model, not a curated record